CACCCACAGUUGCACUCUAUACCUGUCGUGUUAGACUUCGGGAAAUUCAACAUUCAUCCACCAUCCCCCUGCGGGGAGGCGGCUGCAGCCCCGGGGCGCGGUCGGGGGAAAGGGGCAACCCCGAUCGGACUGCCCGGCCUGGAGGGGCCCGCACGGAGGCCCCGAGCGCAGCGCACCCGUUCGAGCGCGGCCCGUCGCCACGACAACCGCCGUUGGCGGCGGGGGCUGCCGGGCGGCGCCAUGGCCGAGCAGCGCCCACCGCGCCCGCUCUACUUCCCCCACUUCCACGACCUCGCCGAGCCCGUCGCACCCCUGCCCGACGGCGGCGGCCUGCGGACGCUCUUCGCAGCCGUGUGCGGGCCGCGCCAGCCCCCACCGCCCGCCGCCGGGCCGCCCCGCUGGGCAGCGGCGCUGGCGCCCAUCGCCUACGAGCCGCUGCGCUUCUUCUGCCCGGCGGCGGGCGCGGAGGAGGGCGGCAGCGCGGCGUGGCGGCCCGGGGAGCAGCCGCAGCUGGAGGGCGAGAUCUGCGAGCUGGGCAUCCGCCUCAAGGAGCUGGAGCUGCUGGCGUUGGUCGGCGACGGCUUCGACGCCCAGCAGUAUAAACUACUGAAUGCACUGAAAGAAGAAAAGAUACAAGUCAUGCAAGCAAGACAGAAGCUGAAGAAAUAGCUACCAACAUGAUGAGGAUUAUUUCACCUGGAUAUUCUGUCACUGUAGAGAAUUUUAAUGGAUCUUUAUUUUUCUACUUAUUAUAUACUAUUUUACUACCAAAUUAAAAUAUACAGUAUAUUUUUUUCUUGACUUUUGGUGUAUUAUUUGUCUGGUACUAGUUACUGAUAACACUGCUAUGUACUUUAACAUUUUUUUUCUCCAAUUACUAUAGACAAACAGGAUAGAUAGUAUUUUCUUCAAAAACACUAAGAAAUUAACACUGCUGAUGUCAGCAUUCCUAGCAGUCCAUUGGUGAUGCUCAAGAUGCAUGCAGCAGGGAAACACAGUAAUUCCAGUACAAAAUACAGGGGUUUUUUGGUUUUAACUCCAAGUACGUUAAGUAAAUGCAACUGAGUGCAAAAAUAUAUGGUCAAAUGCCCCAUGCUUCUAAACAAGCUUUAAAAAACCACUUUCAUGUUAGCAUAAAAAUCUUUGUUACAAUCACAAUGUAUUCUUUUGUUGUCUUUAGUGUACCACUAAAAUUACAGAAAUUAUUACUUGAGUUAGUUUUUAACAGAAUAGUCAUAUAACGUUGACUUUAAGCUAAUAUUAUACCAUUAUAUUAGGACUAAGCCCCUGGCAAUUUUUGGAGUGACAACAUCCUUGUCUUUGAAAGGCAUGUGCUUUCAUGAGACAAAAUGGACAAAGGCAGUGAUCACAGAUUGAAGAUCUGGAGAACAUCUGCCAUUAAAUAAGUAAUGCCAUAUAUGGCAUUGAGAAUAACCUAACUAAGUAGUAAAUAGGCUCAUCAGACUGAUUAAAAGAUACCAAUUAUUUUUUCCUGUUCUAAUUCAAAAGCAGUAGGUGGCAGCAUGAAAUAAUAAAGUUACCAACCCUCAAGCUAUCAUAUUUUGGCAGGCAGCUUUUUUUUAAAAGUAGUAUUUUGAUUUUUGUUUUUAACUGUGUUCAAGUUGCUCAACUGUGAAGCAUUUUAACACAAUACAAUAUCAAAAUUUUAUUUCCUAUUACUGCUUAUUACAGCAUUCACUCUUUUACUAUCUUAGUGUUUCCAGACAGAUUUUGAUCUACCCUACACAGAGGUUAUAUUAAAAAAAAAAAAAUCUAGUUUAAAACUCCCAUUUGUCAACAAGCACACUGUAAUUGCAUUUUAUCAGGGCAGCUAGGAGAUCUUAAACAGAAUCUUACCACCCAUAAUUGCUGUUGUCGGCCGCGUGUCUCUGCCAAUUAUUGGUUUCAUCUGCUAAUCAAUAUGCUGUUUAAUGAAACUAAGCCUCAGCAGGGCUGGGGGAGCCAGGUUUUGUCCAGCUCUGUGCCUUGGGGAGGUCAAGGUGCCCUGGACCCAUGCAGAAAUCCCCAGGGGCAGGACGGGUGACAAGAUUACCUGUAUCUGAGGCCCAUGGUGGGUCUCACCAAGGCAGCCCUAAAAUCUAAAGCCCACUCGCAGGCCAGGGUGGAAUCCAGGGCCUGAACUAAAACUGGGCUGCCGUGGAGGGCCCAGGGAAGGCUAGUCAGGUGUACACAGAGCAAUAGUAGCUGCCAUGAGCUUCCCCCUUUACCCUACAACUGCAUUAUUCACCCCCCUUCAGCUUUCUUUAAUCUACUCUUUAAGCCCACCUUGGUACCAUUUAAUUGCUGCUUAGCUCUUGAGAGCCUAAUUAAUAACAUUGUGCUUCUGGCUAAAUAGUUCUGUUUUCACUUGUUGGCAUAUUUGAAGCUGUUUUACUCCAGACAGCACACCACAAGUAACUUCCAAAGUGGACUUCUUAAACAAGGUAUUUUUAUACCUGCUGAGGAAACUCUCACAUAACCACCAAUGAUUUAUCUCUCUUUCCAACCAUGUCUUAGAGGCUGAGGCAGCAUAUAUACAAAAGGUUGAUCCAGGUGCCUAGAGGACAAAAUUAUAACCACAAUACCUUGGAAAUCUGGGCUUCAGUGUUCCACAGCUCCCUCUGCAGAACGAGGAUAAAAGGUCUCUCAAAGAGAUUUUAGGCUAAGCCUACAAAUAGAUACUGAAAUGGUUAAUUACUAUAAAAAUAGGAACUGUAUUAGUGCCUAAACUAAAUACCAGAAGAUAAAAUUGGGCAGGACAAAAAGGGCGAAUAUACAGGGGCUUUCAAAGGCUUUGUGCAGAAGUAAGAGCUUUUAAAUCAAGUCAGGUAGCAGAGGAACUAUCUUCAUUUUCCCAAAUCUCUAGAAUAUCCUGAAUUUCACUCCUAAACUACUCUAAGUUUCCCAUGGUUAAUACAAGGGCUUGCAAGCAUUUUCAUUGCAUAUAAUCACUCCUUCCUAAUUACCACUUCCCCUCACCUUUUACUGUCACUUUAUAUCCAGCUCUCAUCAGCCAUCAUUGUGUUUAAUUACUGGGUGAUAAUGGGAGGAAUAACAUCAGUUAAUAUGUAAUCUCAAUUAAAAGUUGCAUGGGAACACAUAUCUACUGAAAAAAUCAUUUGGUUUGCAUGCCAAAAC
Molecule: messenger RNA, 3138 nt
Organism: Columba livia (rock pigeon)
Lineage: Eukaryota; Metazoa; Chordata; Aves; Columbiformes; Columbidae
Gene: C5H11orf91
Product: chromosome 5 C11orf91 homolog
Exons: 2
Coding region: 241-669 (142 amino acids)
Source: RefSeq, a predicted model, not a curated record